AUGCAUACAUCACAUUCACCGACAUCUUCAAUAUCACUUGGGACUGAUGAUUACCCUGAAUGUAAUAACAGUGAUGAGGUUGCGUCUACAUUUACUUCAAAACUUCACUAUCGUCAACUUCAAUCCGAUUAUCGUUUACCAAAUGUUGUUGUUUUUACUAUUUCGUUAAACGAGUGUAACUUGUGUCAAUUGAAAAAGAAAUUCUCUGUCGAUACUCAGUUACUAUCCUAUUCAUUUCUUGUUCGUUUAAUUAAUCGAACAUUUAACUUGCGUUCCAAUUUCACAUUAAUUGCCAAAGAAUCUUCUUCGUUCCGAUGCAAUUUUCCUGUCACUGACGAUUUUGACGUCGAUGGCUGUAUAAUGAAUAUGACUGAAGAAAUCGAUGACGAGAAUAAACAACACUCAACCUUAGAAUUUAUUGUUUACAAAUAUCCUCGAACGAAAGAUCAACUUCAAUAUGAUUCAGAUGAUUGGUGUAUUCUAGACGAAAGUUCCAGUACUGCUGAGCGAAAAGAUGAUAAUUUCGAAAUUAUUCCCAUCCAAAACGAUUGCAUCAUAGUAACAGUGAAACCGAAAGAUCAACGACAAGAAUCAUUUCUACAAAAAGCAACAGGCUGGUUACAUGGCUCAGUAAAUUCUUCGUCGAACAACUGUGUGACGAAAAAAGAGUUUCAACAAAUGUUAGAUCCAUCCACUGGUCGUCUACUUGAUGAGCAACUUUUUCGACAACGAAUAUUUGAUCAUGGUUGUGACGAAUCCAUACGAAAGAUAGUCUGGUGUUAUCUAUUACGCGUCUUUAAUGAAUCAAUGACUAAUGAAGAUAAAAGUGAAUAUACUCACCGGGCGAAAGAACGAUAUAAUGAAAUGAAACAAGCCUGGCAGAAUCGAUGUAAGCAGGGUGAUGUCGAAAUUACAACAUUAGAUAACCUAAUUCAAAAAGAUGUACGACGUACGGAUCGUUCUGUGAAAUUCUUUGAUGAUAAAGAAAAUUUAUCAUGUCAAAAGUUAUUCAAUAUACUGAUGACGUACAGUGUUUAUCAUCCCGAGCCCGGUUACAUUCAAGGAAUGAAUGAUAUGGUCUCACCGCUUUUAUAUGUGAUACGUGACGAAGCAUUAACAUAUGCAUGUUUUUGUUCACUUAUGCGUUAUAUGAGCCCAUUGUUUCAUCCCAACGGUAAUGCCAUGAACCGACGGUUGAGUUUAUUACGAAAGACUAUACAGGCGAUUGAUAUGGACCUCUGGAUGAAGAUUGAACAGUGCGAUAUUGGUAAUCUGAUGUUUACUUUCCGAUGGUUAUUAUUGGAUUGUAAACGCGAAUUUCCAUUCAAAGAUAUCUUUCGUGUUUUUGAAACCCUUUGGGCAUCAUUACCAAUCGAUACGUUCGAAUUCAAUCAUGAUAAUACAUUUUCGGAUCAAGAUGAUCUUUGUCCAUCAUCAUUAUGUAAUCCACAUCGUUCAUCAUUCAUGUCAUCGAUAUCGAACACAAUUUUAUCAUCACGUUCGUCUUCACCGACAUUAGAAGAUACACGAUCUCAACAUUCAAGUCUCGAUGGAGGAGAUUCGGGUUAUCGUGAUGAACAACUACCCGGCACAUUCGAUCUGAAUCUCCGUUCGAAUAGACUCGAUAGUUCUUGCUAUCUAACUGCAUCGACGAAUUCCAAUUCAAUAUUAAAUAUAUCCUUAGGAAAAUGGUUGACACACUUUUCCUCGAUCGAUACCGAUGAACAAUAUUCCGAUAUGUUCACUAUCUUUCUUUGCGUUGCAUUACUCGAACAAAAUCGUUCGUCAAUUAUGCAAAUGUCACGAUUGAAUACUGACGAUGAUGAUGAUCACAUUGGUUCGUAUUUUACUCGUCUUGUCCGACAGCAUGAUGCUCGACAUGCAUUACAAUUAGCUCGAAACUAUCAUCGUCAAUACGUUCUUUUUCAAAUGCGCGUCAAACAUUUACUCACUGAAAACUAA
Molecule: messenger RNA, 1962 nt
Organism: Adineta ricciae
Lineage: Eukaryota; Metazoa; Rotifera; Eurotatoria; Adinetida; Adinetidae
Source: the annotation of a GenBank genome assembly